AAAAGAGCGAGGAGACUGUGAGAGAAAGAGAAAGAGAGUGACAGAGAGCCACAGCUAGAGAGAGAAUGAGUGUUGCAAUUUUAGACGGUUCGACUGUGAGGGACUUCGUCGAAGACUUGAAAGCCUUCAACGAGUCGGUAAACGAGAGCUUCUCCGAUCUAGAUAUCGAUCACGAUGGUGUGCUCUCUCGCUCUGAGCUUCGCCGGGCUUUUGAGUGCCUGAGGCUUUUAGAGUCGGAUUUUGGGUCAGAUUCUCGGCUGACACCCGAAGAGUUGACUCGUCUCUAUGAUUCGGUGUUUGAUAAGUUCGACUACGAUCAUAGUGGAGCUGUGGACUUGGAGGAGUUUCGAUCGGAGAUGAGAGAGAUAAUGCUUGCAACGGCUGAUGGGCUUGGAGCUGCACCUGUAGAAAUAGUUUUGGAAGAAGGAAGCUUUCUUUUGCAGGCUGUCAAGCACGAAAAUGAGAAAAAUGGCGAGGGGGUAAAUUAGAGUCAAUUUAUUUUCAAUUUUUUUUGGUGGGUUUGUUAUUGUUUUUCAUUUUCUUAGUUUUUGUUCCUUGUAUAAGGGAAAUGAUGGUUACAUAGUUGCUAAUGUCAUUUUAUUUUUAUCCUUAUGUAAUUGCUCCGGGUGUAGUUUGUAUAAGGCUGAGGCUCUAAACAAAGUAAUGUGCACCUUCAAAUUGUGUCUAAAGAUGUUCUA
Amborella trichopoda is the source of this 698-nucleotide messenger RNA. RefSeq lists its product as uncharacterized. Gene Ontology annotation, molecular function: calcium ion binding. Lineage: Eukaryota; Viridiplantae; Streptophyta; Magnoliopsida; Amborellales; Amborellaceae. The record is from RefSeq and is a predicted model, not a curated record.